Molecule: messenger RNA, 558 nt
Organism: Durusdinium trenchii
Lineage: Eukaryota; Dinophyceae; Suessiales; Symbiodiniaceae
Source: the annotation of a GenBank genome assembly
AUGAGCUGUGGCUGCCGGCUUGCGAGGACGAUGUUCAGAUGUUGCAGUGCUGCUUUUCAUGCAAUCUAUUCCAUUCUUCGCAACGGAUUGUGGGAUGAUCCUGCUGAAGCGGUGACGGGUGCCGUCUACAAGGAAUUCUCCAAGCAAGUGGAGGCAAAAGGCAUCCAUCCCAAUGCAGCAGUGUAUUUGACAUGGCGCUAUUGCUAUUUGAAAUGCUUUAUUCUGAUUGGUGUGGUGUGGGCUGUUUCUUCCUGGUCAUCCUGGCUACCUGAUCGGGCAUUCCUCGACAACUUUGUGCGUAAUUUGCCGGAAGAGAUACAAGCAAAUCGCUUUGAGACGUUCAUAGUUGUCAUGUCCUGGUGGGAUCCUGCCCUCAUGUUGGUUUGGUUGAGCUCGUUUUUGGUCGUCCUAUGCUCAAUUUUUUUUGGCUGCUCCUUCCAGAGUGCUGAAAUACAAGAACAGUCAUUUGUCACGGUAUUUGGUUUGGGGAGCGUGGCUUUGGAACUUCGCACUUCCUUUUGCAGCGCUGCUGCUCUUUCCCAUCCGAUUCACGAUUGA